AUGAUUCCUGCUCCUCCACCAGUCUCUGUUGCCACCGUUGUCAAGUUCAACCUAUUGAUGGAUGAGGGAGGUGACUUUGACGCUGCCGCCGCACUGUUGAAUGAUGAUAAAUUUGAGUUCAUUACUCCCAAGAAGAGCUUCAUGACCAAAUCCGAUUGGCUCCAAGGUUUUCCGGAUGUGCACAAGGAGUCCCCCAUUUUUGAGCCUCCUGCUCCUGGUUCUCAUCCCCUACAAGUGCUCCGAGCUGGGAAGAAAAAGCUCGGGCCAUUGACCAUUUCUUUGGUCGAAACUUACGAACUCGAUGAGGACGGAAAGAUUGAAAAGAUCUCAGUCGCUCGUGCCUAG
Molecule: messenger RNA, 345 nt
Organism: Cylindrotheca closterium
Lineage: Eukaryota; Bacillariophyta; Bacillariophyceae; Bacillariales; Bacillariaceae
Source: the annotation of a GenBank genome assembly